UAAUAAAUUAGCAUCAAUUUUACUCUAAAUGUAAAGAUUUGAAGAAGCUUUAGAAUAAAGUAAUUUUUCAACUUAAAUAAAUCCUGAAUUCAAUCUUGGCUAUAAAAUAAAAGGUUGAUUUGAAUUAAUACUGAAAUUAGCUGAUGCUCUAAUAAUGAUGAAUCGAUAUAUAGAAGCUUUAGAAGUUCUUAAAAUUAGUAUAUAAUUAAACAGAGAAGAUGUUGUAUCUUAUAACAAUAUUGGUUUAUUUUAAAUUAAUUUUAUUAGCUAUGGUCUUAAGCAGAUUAAAUCGUUGUGAAGAAGCUUUAAUUUAUAUUGAUACAUCUAUUCAUAUCAAUCCAACAUUAUCAAUUCUUUAUCUUAAUAAAGGUAUUGAUUCUAAAUACUUUAAAAAGGGUUAAUUUUAUUAAAUCUUAAUCGUCUUGAAGAAGCUUUAGAUUGUAUUAAUUAAUCUCUUAUAAUGGAUCCAUAAUAAAAUACUCUCUCUACCACAAAAGGUGAAAAUUUUACUUAUUUAUAGCUUUGAUCUUAACAAUUAUGGGUCAUUAUGAACAAGCUCUCUAAGAAUUAAAUAAAAUUCCAGCAAGUGAUGAAAAUAAUAAAGUUUCAGGCAAGAUUUAUAAAAUGAAUUAGUUUUCUGCUUAUUUUAAUAAAAAAAAUAUUAAGAAGCCUUAAUUCUUGUGGAUCUAGCUAUUAACAAAAAUCCAGGUGAUUCUAAUAAUUAUCAUUCCAAAGGUUAUUACGAUUAUAUAAUAUAGGAUAAAUAUUAUCAUGUUUAUACAAAUGGAAAGAAGCAUUGUUUUAUUUUGAUAUAGCAAUAUAAUUUAAUCCUGAAAAUAACCUCAUAUUUUAAAAUAAAGGUUGAAAUUAGAUAAUAAUUAUAGCCAAUGCUUUAGAAAUGUUAAAUCGUUCUUAAGAAGCAUUAGAUCUUUUAAAUUUUCUAAUUAAGAAUAAUCCUAAAAAAUAUGUUCUAUAUUACUAAAGAGGUAAAAAUGAUGUUAAAAUAAAAGCUGCUACUCUAUCAAAAUUGAAGUUCCAUGAGGAAGCGAUGAAAGAUUUGAAUUUUGGUAUUGAAUUGAAUCCUUAUGACCACAAACUUUAUUGUUUAAAAGGUUUAAUAAAUUUAAUUUAACAGCAUUGACUCUAUUAAAAUUAAAUUUCUUAUAAAAAGCAUUAGAAACAUUAGAUUAAGCAAUAUAGAAAAACC
Molecule: messenger RNA, 1207 nt
Organism: Paramecium sonneborni
Lineage: Eukaryota; Ciliophora; Oligohymenophorea; Peniculida; Parameciidae
Source: the annotation of a GenBank genome assembly